This is a messenger RNA of Linum trigynum, 4866 nucleotides long. Lineage: Eukaryota; Viridiplantae; Streptophyta; Magnoliopsida; Malpighiales; Linaceae. The record is from the annotation of a GenBank genome assembly.
AUGCCGGACGGAGAAACCUCCUCCUGUCGUGUAGUCUCUGUUUCCCCAACUCCAGCAUCCAUGUCCACCACCACCUCUGCUUCUUCUUCUUGUUCUUCAGGUUUGACGGUCGAGGAUGGGGUCGAAUAUCCGGCCGAAGUUCAAAGGACGGCGAAAGAUCCUAGAAGAACCGCUAGAAAGUAUCAGCUAGAGCUGUGCAAGAAAGCUAUGGAGGAGAACAUAAUUGUCUGGCUGGGGACAGGUUGUGGGAAGACCCACAUUGCGGUGCUGCUUAUUCAUGAAUUUGGGCAUUUGAUCAGGAGUCCUCAGAGGAAAGUCUGUGUCUUUCUAGCGCCUACAGUUGCUUUGGUGAAUCAGCAAGCCAAGGUUAUUGAAGAUUCUGUUGAUUUCAAGGUCGGCAUUCAUUGUGGGAGCUCCCAGAAAUCAAAUUCCCAUUCAGAUUGGGAAAAAGAAAUUGAAGAUUGUGAGGUUCUUGUCAUGACACCUCAAAUUCUGCUGCACAAUUUGAGUCACAGCUUCAUCACGAUGGAACUGAUUGCGCUUCUGAUAUUCGACGAGUGCCAUCAUGCCCAAGCUAAAAGCGAUCAUCCAUAUUCGAAGAUUAUGAAAGUUUUCUAUAACAACAAUACUGGCAGACUCCCACAUAUAUUUGGCAUGACUGCAUCACCAGUUGUGGGGAAAGGCGCUUCUAGUCAAGAAAAUUUAUCAAAGAGCAUCAAUAGUCUUGAAUCAUUAUUGAAUUGUAAGGUUUAUUCAGUAGAAAAUAAGGAAGAAUUGGAUCGUUAUGUCGCUAAUCCUACUGUUAGAAUAUAUUUGUAUCGGGUAUUGCCCUCUCACGAGAGAUGUGCCACUAGACUUGGGGAAGUUAUGCGUCAGUGCAUAUUAGAACUUAGGAAGAAGCCAGACUACCGCACCAGUCUUGAAAGUUUUCAAAGCACCAAAAGGUUCCUCCACAGAGUGCAUGAUAACAUGCUAUUUUGUUUGGAAAACCUUGGCCUCUUUGGAGCUCUACAAGCUUCCCAAGUUCUUUUGAGUGGUGACCAAUCAGAGUGGAAUGCAUUGAUGGAAGCAGAAGGAAUGCUCAGUGAUGGCUCUGUGCGUGAUAAAUAUCUAGCUGAAGCUGCAAACGUAAUCUCUGCCAACUGCACAGUUGAUGGCAUUGCAUGUGAUGUAUCAUCCACGGAGGUUUUAAGGGAGCCAUUCUUCUCAGCAAAGCUUUUACGGCUUAUUGGAAUUCUUUCUGAAUUCAGGUUGCAGCGUGAUAUGAAGUGUAUCAUCUUUGUCAAUAGGAUUGUCACAGCAAGAUCCUUGUCUUACAUACUGCAAAAUCUUAAAAACUUACCCUCUUGGAAGUGUGGCUUUCUAGUUGGGGUCCAUUCUGGAUUGAAGAGUAUGUCCCGAAAAACAAUGAACAACAUUCUGGAGCAGUUCCGCACCGGAAAGUUGAAUUUGUUGGUUGCAACUAAAGUAGGCGAAGAAGGACUUGACAUUCAGACGUGUUGCCUCGUAAUCCGUUUUGACCUUCCAGAAACUGUCGCGAGCUUCAUACAAUCAAGAGGUCGUGCUCGAAUGCCCCAGUCUGAAUAUGCAUUUUUGGUGAACAGUGACAACCAAAAUGAGCGAGACUUAAUAGAAAGCUUCCAGGAAGAUGAACAAAGGAUGAACAUCGAAAUCUCUUGCAGAACAACUGAUGAGAAAUUUGAUAGUCCUGAGGAAAGUGUAUACAAAGUAGAAACAUCCGGUGCUUGCAUCAGUUCUGGAUACAGUAUUUCAUUGCUCUAUCACUACUGUGCAAAACUCCCUCGUGAUGAGUUCUUUGACCCUAAGCCAGAAUUUUACUAUUUGAAUGACUUGGAGGGUACUGUAUGUCAGAUUAUCUUGCCUUCCAAUGCUCCCCUACAUCAAAUAAUCAGUGUGCCACAUUCUUGUAUGGAAGCUGCAAAAAAGGAUGCUUGUCUGAAAGCCAUUGAACAGUUACAUAAGCUCGGUGCAUUAAACAAUUUUCUUUUGCCCGAGCGAGGGAGUUUAGAGGAAGAAUUAGCAGAGGAAGACUGCAUUGAGCCCGAAGAGCAGGGAUCCCGAGAACUUCAUGAGAUGCUUAUCCCCACAAUCCUGAAGGAAUCAUGGACAAGUACUGAUGAUGUUGUCCUUCUGAGCUCUUAUUAUAUAGAAUUCCAUCCAGUUCCAGAGGAUCGUACCUAUAAGAAGUUUGGUCUUUUUGUCAAGACACCUUUACCGCUAGAUGCUGCAAGCAUGGAACUUGAUCUGCAUUUGGCCCGUGGCAGAUAUGUUGCAACAAAGCUUGUCCCAUCCAGAAUGUCAGCCUUUAAUAGAGAUGAGAUUGUGCAGGCACAGAAUUUCCAAGAAAUGUUUUUCAAAGUCAUUCUCGACCGUUCUGAACUUACUUCUGGAUUUGUUCAUUUGGGAAAGAAUGGUUUCUCUAAAUCAAGCCCAACUUUCUACUUACUACUUCCCGUCAUUUUGGAUGGUUGUGCAAAUGAAGUGUUGGUUGAUUGGGAUAUCAUCAAAACAUGUUUAUCAUCUCCCGUUUUCAGAAGUCCUGGUGAUAUGAAAGUGGAGGAAGAUCCUAUCUCUGACACUCAUUUGCUACUAGCUAAUGGUCGUAAAAAGAUAACGGAUGUAGAAAAUAGUUUAGUCUAUGCUCCAUAUAAGAAAAUAUUUUACUUUAUUACCAACGUCAUUCCUGGAAAGAAUGGUUUCAGCCCACAUAAAGGUUCAGAACCUCCCAGCCAUAUGGAGCACUUGACUACAACGAAUAACAUCGAUCUGAAGUAUCCUAAACAGCCACUUCUACGUGCAAAACCACUGUUUCAGUUGCACAACUUGCUACACAAUCGAAUAAAAGAAAAAUCAGAAUAUUUGGAACUAGAUGAGUACUUCAUUGAUUUGGCUCCAGAGCUCUGCGAGUUGAAGAUUGUUGGUUUUUCUAAAGAUAUUGGGAGUUCAAUAUCUCUGUUACCGUCAAUCAUGCAUCGUCUUCAGAACUUGCUUGUGGCCAUUGAACUGAAGGGCUUAUUAUCUGCUUCAUUUUCCGAGGGAGCUGAAAUCACUGCCAAUAGAGUCCUGGAAGCGCUCACCACAGAAAAUUGCCAAGAACGCCUUUCUCUAGAACGACUGGAAAUUCUUGGUGAUGCAUUUCUCAAAUUUGCUGUUGGUCGGCGCCUUUUUCUAAUGGACGAUCUUCUUGAUGAGGGGGAGCUGACCAACAAAAGAUCUAAUGCAGUUAAUAAUUCCAAUCUGUUCAAGUUAGCAGUUAGAAGCAACUUACAGGUGUAUAUACGUGAUCAGCCAUUUGAUCCAUUUCAAUUUUUUGCUCUGGGCCAUCCUUGCAAAGUAAUUUGCACCGAGGAAUCAGAAGCAGCUGUUCAUAAUGUAUCUAGGUCCUCAGUAGAUAAUCCCAAUAGUGAAAUGAGAUGCAGUAAAAAUCAUCAUUGGCUGCACAAGAAAACAAUGGCUGAUGCAGUUGAAGCUCUUGUUGGAGGGUUUAUAGUCGAUAGUGGAUUCAAAGCUGCAGCUGCUUUCCUUAGAUGGAUUGGCAUUAAAGUUGAAUUCGGAGAAUCCCAAGUUACUGAAAUUUGUGCUGCAAGCAUUCGGUACAUGCCACUUGCUGCUUCUGUGAACAUUGCUGCUCUUGAGAACUCACUAGGGUAUUCCUUUCAUCACAAAGGCCUGCUUCUACAAGCGUUUCUUCAUCCUUCUUACAACAAGCAUGGAGGAGGCUGCUAUCAGAGACUGGAAUUUCUCGGAGAUGCUGUCAUGGAUUACCUUAUCACCUCAUAUUUGUUCUCAGUUUAUCCAAAGAUGAAGCCUGGGCACUUGACGGAUCUUAGAUCAGCAUUGGUCAACAAUAGGGCUUUUGCCAAUGUUGCAGUUGCUCGAUCUUUCCACAAGUUUCUUAUUAGUGAUUCCAGUGCCCUCUCUGAGGCCAUAGAAGCUUAUGUGGACUUUGUUCAAGCACCUGCUAAAGAAGGAGGUUUUCGUGAAGGGCCAAGAUGUCCCAAGGCACUUGGUGAUGUAGUUGAAUCUUGUAUGGGUGCCAUCCUUCUUGACACGGGGUUUGAUCUGAACCACGUCUGGAAGUUAGUACUAUCAUUUUUGGACCCUAUUAUGAAGUGUCCCAACCUGAAGCUCAACUAUGUUAGGGAGUUGCGAGAAUUAUGCCAGUCGUACAACUGGGUUUUGGAGUUUGAAUCAUCAAAGAAAGGAAGAGCCUUCUCAGUUGAAGCCAAAGUGAGCAGUAAAGAUGUGUCUCUAUCAGCCUCUGCAUGCUACUCAAACAAGAAAGAAGCCACGAUGAUUGCGUCCCAGAAAGUAUUUGCGAAUUUAAGGGCUCAGGGUCACGGUCAAAAGUCCAACUCUCUUGAGCAAGUUUUGAAGCAUAGUAACAAGGAAGAGGCCAAGUUGAUAGGAUUUGAUGAAACUCCUGUCGACAUUGCCACUGCUGAUGCCUAUGAACCCAGAGGGCGUGUCUAUGAUCCCCAGCAUUAUUCACUCAAAAGAGUUGGUGAUCGUACACCACCACCUUGUUCGAGUUCUUCCAGCACAAAAUCCCAACCUUCAAUAGCAUUACGGGCAUCAGCUGUUAUCCACCAACGAUCAGCAAGAACGAGAUUAUAUGAAGCAUGCACUGCAAACUGUUGGAACCCUCCUUUGUUCGAUUGCUGCUUUGAAGAAGGACCAAGCCACUUGAAGUCUUUUGUUUUCAAGGUCACGGUGGAAAUGGAAGACUCACAGAGCAUGACGUUGGAGUGUUUUGGGAAUUCUCAUACCAGGAAGAAAGUUGCAGCCGAGAGCGCAGCAGAGGCCGCACUAUGGUACCUUAAACAUGAAGGUUAUGUACUAUGA